UUCAGUGGGGGAGCGAGCGUUGAGUGAGGAUGAGCCACUGCUGGUUGUCCUCGCUGCUGCUUCUCCAUCCUCCUCUGCGCUCUCCGAUCGGCGAGCUGUGGAAUAGGCGUGUUUCUGUUCCUCCGACGCAGAAAAACGCAGAGAAGAAAGCCUAACUUCAAGACUGACUGGUUCUGAUUUAUUGCACUGUCCCCUUCUACGUAAAGACAUGGAGCACCUUUUUCUGAUGAGACUGUGGUGAGACCGGUGCAGCCCUGUCACGCCCACAGCGACCCCUUUCGGCCCGGACGGCCCACCACGCCCCGGCGCCUAUGAAAGGGUACCAUGUCAGCCGUAGCAUGUCUCAGCAUUCCUCUGGUGGUGGCGGAGGAGGCCCCUGCCACUGUACGCCGGACAACUGUGACGGCCCAGGCAGAGACUACUACCAUGGCCGUAGCGACGGGCACUACUACUCGGGUGGUCCAACCGAGGCUCUGGCACUGGAGAGGCAUCACUCCCACUCUCAUUCGCAUGCACACUCGCACUCCCAUAGCCACUCUGGCACCUUUCCCCGCUCCCACCCCAGCCAGCACCCGCCUCUCCAGUCGUUUGAUUCCUGCGAGGAUUGCCUGUCUUCGGGCCAUGGAGGAAAGAUGCAUCGGAUUCCUCCAAACCUAAUGGACCAGUUUGAGAAGCAGGUUCCCUUCCACCCAGACGGCUUCCACACCCUACAGUACCAACGCACGGCGAGCGGAGGGGCCGAGCACCGCAGCGAGAGCCCCUCUCGUAUUCGCCACUUGGUCAACUCCGUCCAGCGGCUCUUCGCCAAGUCCCAUUCCCUUGAAGCACCCACCAAAAGGGAGUACAAUGGCACGAGGGGCGGCGGGGAGUACCGGGGCGAGAGAGGAGGGGGCCACAGAAGCGGAGGGGAGGAGGUUCACUACUCAGGCCACCAAUCUCGGUCGACCAGGAGGAGCAAGUCGCGAGAGCGCAGCAAAAGCGGCGACUCUCGGCAUGAGUCGGGGCGACGUCACCGCAGCCGGACGGCCGGCUGGUGGAGCUCCGAUGACAACCUGGACAGCGACAGCAGUUUCUUGGUCAGCGGGGGCAGACGGGGUUAUCCCACUGGACACGAGAGUCUGGAUGCCGCCAUUCAAGAGCUCACCAUGAAGAAACCAAAGGAGCGCAGCGGAGGACCCGGAUCCUCCGAGUGCAUGGCUUGCACCACCAUGGCUCUGACCGGCGGCGAGGGCGGUGGGCACCAUGGCCACCAUAGUCACUCCCUGAAGCGGAGCACCUGGUCAGCCAUGACAGUGAGUCAGGCCAGGGAGGUUUAUCCUUCCACCAGGGGAGGAGGUUAUGAUAAAGCACUGGUGCCCUUGGAGAACAAGCUGAAGGAGAGAUCAUUCCACUACCUGCAGGUCCCUUCAGAGGACUGGGGGGGCGGCGGCUACGGCGGAUCGGCCGACAGCGGAGGCGAGAUCCCGUGCCGUCGGAUGCGCAGCGGCAGCUACAUCAAGGCCAUGGGCGACGACGACAGCGCAGACUCAGAGACGAGCCCUAAAGCCUCGCCCAAAUCCACCCUGAUCGCCCAGAGGGACGCCUUCAGACGCUCCAUAAGCAUGGAUCAAAGGUACUCCUGCAAGCAGUGCACAGAUUCCUACCCGAACAGCAGAACGGCACCUAAAACCCACACUCGCUCUCGCAGCUACACACGCUCUCUGACCAGCUCACAGCUGGGAGACGCGUUGAACCACCAGUUCGAGACGGUGUGCGAAACCAUGUUCGGCGAGGUGGAGUCGCAGGCCGUCGAGGCCCUGGAUCUCCCCGGCGUGUUCCGGACCCGCAGCCACAGCUACGUGCGCGCCAUCCAGGCGGGCUGCUCCCAGGACGACGACUGCCUCUCCGUCUUCUCCAUGUCCGCCCCCCAGGGGAGCAUCAAGGGCGGGGCCGUCUUUCCUUAUCGUAAAGGUGCUCCCCCACCGCUCCCACCUCGCAUGUCCAAGUCUUCUCUCUCGGUGCGCGCCCAGAGCAGCACCGAGUCCACUCAGGACGCGUACUUCCAGAGCGGCGGACAAAUGGCUCCGGGCACUGGGCGCCCCAAGCAGCACAGCAACUCCAUAGACCUCGGUGGCUCCGAGGGGCCGUCGGGUCGCGCCUCCAGGGGGGGCUACUACACGUCCGGUGGGCCCGGACGCUCCCGCCAGCACAGCAACUCGGCGGAGAGCCUGGACGGGGUCAAGGGUUCCAGGGAGCUCGUGCCCUACGGAGGGGGGCCCGGAGUGGGAGUCAGGGCAAAGCACAGCUGCUCAGCUGACAGCCUGCUGGAGGGGCCGCCACGGCCGGCGAGGGACCGGGACGGCCGGGUCGGCGGCGGCAGCCUGGGGAAGUCGUCGUCACUUCCACAGAACAACAUGAUAGUGAGUAAGAUCGGCGGGCAGGACGACGGGCGCGCGGCCAGGAAGUGGAGGCCGUCCAUCGCCGUGCAGGUGGACAGCUCGGAGACUCUGUCCGAUUCCGAUACGGAGGGAAAAGCUCUGACCGAGGUUCACUCCAUAGGAGUCCAAGUGGAAGAUGAGAAAAGGCGGGCUCGAUUCAAACGCUCCAACAGCGUGACGGCGAGCGUGCAGGCCGACCUGGACCCCGAGGGCUUCCCGGGGCUUAGCGUUGCUGUGCCAACACAGGACAAGAGUCUGCAGUUUGGCUGCUCCUUCCAGAGGCACUCGUCAGAGCCAGAGUCCGCGUCGCAGUACACGGAGUGCCACCGCACGGUCCACACACAGGGCCAGUGGGCUUACAGAGAGGACCUCAUUCAGGGCAACUACAACCCCGAAGCUUUCCAAGUAGACACAAGGCCCCAUCAGCACCCACACCUGCCGCCGCGCUCCCACUCCCCUCUUCCCAUUACCGCGGAGCGCGCCUGGACGGCCACACCGUCCCUGGAAGGCCCGCGCAGCCUUCCCGACUCGGGCCGGGCCUCGCCCUGCAUGAGGGACGGAGAGUUCUUCCUGCGCCUGCUGCAGACGGAGGUGGAGAGGAUGGAGGGCUGGUGCCAGAACAUGGAGAGGGAGGCGGAGGAGAAUGAGCUUCCAGAGGAUGCUCUUGAGCUAAUUCGAAGCGCAGUUGGCAGUGCCCAGAUGCUCAUGUCUCAAAAGGUCCAGCAGUUCUUCCGCCUCUGUCAGCAAAGUAUUGACCCGUCCGCCUACCCCCAGCCCACGUCGCAGGACCUGGCGUCCUUCUGGGACCUGCUCCAGCUCAACAUAGAGGACGUAAGGGUUAGGUUUCAGGACCUCCAGAAGCUCAAGGACUCUGGGUGGAGGCUCCCACCUGAAAAGAAGGAGGAUAAGAAACUUCCUCCGCCCCUACCAAAGAAGCCGGCGGGCGGGGUGAGCGGCAGCCUCCGGGCCGAUAGCGUGGGAGACGGGGUCUCCGUUAGUGCCGGGGGCGGCCCGGCGGGGCUGGUGGUGCCCCGCGUUGGAGGGCACACCCUCCCCAUCAGGGAGAAGUCCCUGGACCUCGGAGACCGUCAGAGGACAGAGGCGCGAAGGAGGCUGCUGCAGACCAAGCGUACCGCCUCCUUCAGGCAGAACUCGGCCACCGAGAGCGCCGACAGUAUCGAAAUCUACAUCCCCGAAGCCCAGACUCGACUCUGAACCCACGACGGCACUCGCUUCCCCCUCACCCGAUCUUCUGCGAGUCAUUGCUGCUUAUACGCUUCCGACCCACCGCCAAUUUUAGCAUUUUCCAUCAACUUCUGUCAUCCUACAUUAUUACCUAACAAGCAAUGACAGCCAUUUUAGUGUCUUGAAAUUCAAACCAUUUUACCGAGGCAGAGGCCUGAGGGGUAUCUAGCCGAAGACGUUUUUACUUCCUUCUUAG
Messenger RNA from Xiphophorus maculatus (southern platyfish), 3858 nucleotides. RefSeq names its product DLG associated protein 3 (gene dlgap3). The coding region runs from base 312 to 3632 and encodes 1106 amino acids. The transcript has 13 exons. Gene Ontology annotation, cellular component: glutamatergic synapse; postsynaptic specialization. The record is from RefSeq and is a predicted model, not a curated record. Gene Ontology annotation, molecular function: molecular adaptor activity. NCBI's taxonomy places the organism in Eukaryota, Metazoa, Chordata, Actinopteri, Cyprinodontiformes, Poeciliidae. Gene Ontology annotation, biological process: signaling.